Molecule: messenger RNA, 1644 nt
Organism: Musa acuminata subsp. malaccensis (wild Malaysian banana)
Lineage: Eukaryota; Viridiplantae; Streptophyta; Magnoliopsida; Zingiberales; Musaceae
Source: RefSeq, a predicted model, not a curated record
AAACCCUCCGGCCGCAACCAUUCAAUUCCAUUCAAUUUAACUUCCCACCUCUUCUCCCUUCUCUCUCCUCUCAAACUUCCCCACCUGCCACUCCUCCUAAGCUGAUAAAGCUCUGAGAAAAGACCCAACGCAGGCUUACCUUCACUCUCGUUUCUCUCGUCUCAUACAAUGGAGCCAUCUCAAGCAACCCCUGAGCCCGUCCCUUCGCCCAAGCCUGCCACCAAGCGGAGCCUUCUCAGCUCCCUCAUGGAGGUUGCUGCCGCCGCCACCACCGCCACUGCCGCCCUGCAGCGCUCCUCUUCCUUCAAGGAGGACUCCUACCUCGCCUCCAGCCUCAGGUCCUCGGAGCUGAAGGCCCUGCAGGAACUCAAGCAGCUCCUCUCUACCUCCACCAAGCCCAUCAGCAUAUGGGGCGUCCCGGUCACCCCCGCUGGCGGCGGCGGCGGCGGCGGCGACGAGCGGGCGGACGUGGUGCUCCUCAAGUUCCUGCGGGCGCGCGACUUCGACGCGGGGCAGUCGCACGCCAUGCUGCUGCAGUGUGCUGAGUGGCGACGGGAGUUCGGCGCGGACGGGCUGGCGGACGAGGAGCUGGUGGGGUUCAAGGAGAUGGAGGGCGUGGUGGCGUACAUGCACGGCUGGGACCGCCGGGGCCACCCGGUGUGCUACAACGCCUACGGCGUCUUCAAAGACAAGGCUAUGUACGACCGCAUCCUUGGUGACGCCGAGAAGCUGCAGCGCUUUCUCCGGUGGCGCGUCCAAGUGAUGGAGCGCGGCGUCCGCCUGCUCCAGCUCCGCCCCGGCGGCAUCAACUCCAUCAUCCAGGUCACCGACCUCAAGGACAUGCCUAAGCGCGAGCUCCGCGCCGCCUCCAAGCACAUACUCUCCCUCUUCCAGGACAACUACCCGGAAAUGGUGGCCAGAAAGGUGUUCAUCAACGUCCCUUGGUAUUUCAGCGUGCUGUACGCAAUGAUAAGUCCAUUUCUGACAGACCGGACGAAGAGCAAGUUUGUGAUCGCCAGAGAAGGCAAUGUGGCGGAGACACUCUACAAGUUCAUCAGGCCAGAGUUUGUGCCGGUACAGUAUGGAGGGUUGAGCCGGCCGGGCGACCUGCAGAACGGCCCUCCCAAGCCGGCCACCGAGUUCACCAUCAAGGGCGGAGAAAAAGUAAACCUCGAAAUCGAUGGCAUCGAGGCAGAGGCCACCAUCGCAUGGGACAUCGCGGUAGGAGGAUGGGACUUGGACUACGGCGCCGAGUACGUGCCGAGCGACGAGGGGAGCUACACGGUCGUGGUGGAGAAGACAAGGAGGAUUCCGGCUGCGGCCGACGAGCCCAUCCACGACGUGUUCAUCGCCAGGGAGGCGGGGAAGAUGGUGCUGUCCAUAGACAACACCAGCUCGAGAAGAAGAAAGGUCGCGGCUUACAGAUACUUCGUCCGCAAAGCAUCAUCCAUGUAGUCGCAGCAUGAGCCUUCCCCCCUUGCGUCUAGUUUACUUGAGAUUAGUUCAGGCAUGAGUGGCUGCGUUUUAUCUUUCGUUGUACGUGUAUUAUAAGAAAAUCUAGUCUCUUUUUCCGAUCUAUGUCGGAGAAAAGUGGAUUUGAAUCCAUAAUUAUUAAUAUGCUGACUUGGGGUGGCUUUCUUGUAA